Molecule: messenger RNA, 2032 nt
Organism: Penaeus vannamei (Pacific white shrimp)
Lineage: Eukaryota; Metazoa; Arthropoda; Malacostraca; Decapoda; Penaeidae
Gene: CCT8
Product: chaperonin containing TCP1 subunit 8
Biological process (GO): protein folding
Cellular component (GO): chaperonin-containing T-complex
Molecular function (GO): ATP-dependent protein folding chaperone; ATP hydrolysis activity; ATP binding
Source: RefSeq, a predicted model, not a curated record
GUCUCAUGUUGGCCGCCCUGCCCAGCCUUCUGCUCGCCGCCUCCCUGUUAAAAGACGCCUAAGAACCAAAAUUUUCACACAAAAUGGCUCUCCACGUCCCUAAAGCUCCGGGAUUCGCCUCUAUGCUCAAGGAUGGUGCUAGGCACUAUUCUGGACUGGAGGAGGCUGUGUUCCGCAACAUUGCAGCAUGCAAGGAGUUCAGCAACACUCUCAAGACAGCCUAUGGACCACAAGGCCGCAACAAGAUGGUGAUCAACCACCUUGAGAAGCUGUUUGUAACCAACGAUGCUGCCACCAUCAUCAGAGAACUGGAGGUUGAACACCCAGCAGCCAAACUGAUGGUUCUGGCCUCUCAGAUGCAAGAACAAGAAAUGGGAGAUGGAACGAAUUGGGUUAUCAUAUUUGCCGGAGCUUUGUUGGAAGCGGCAGAGGAUCUCAUUCGCAUGGGCCUCACUCCCACAGAUGUUGCAGAGGGCUAUCAGUUAGCUCUAAACAAGGCCAUUGAAAUCCUUCCCACCCUCAAGUGCUGGGAAGUCACUGACCCUAAGGAUUUGGUAACGGUAACAAAGGCUCUCCGUUCAGCCAUCAUGAGCAAACAGUAUGGUCAUGAGGACUUCCUUGCCAACCUUGUAGCCAAAGCCUGUAUCUCCAUCCUCCCAGAGAAGACCACCUUCAAUGUUGACAAUGUCCGCAUUUGCAAAAUAAUUGGAUCAGGCAUUAACCGCUCAGAAGUGGUUCAGGGUAUGGUAUUCAGGAGGACAGUUGAAGGCUCUGUGACCUCUAAGGUAAAGGCCAAGUUGGCUGUCUACUCUUGCCCAUUUGAUGUUACAACCACAGAGACCAAAGGAACUGUCCUGAUCAAGACUGCUGAUGAACUGGCAAAUUUCUCUCGUGGUGAAGAGUCAAAAAUGGAAGAUGAUGUGAAAGCUUUAGCAGCAGCAGGAGUGAGUGUUGUGGUUGCCGGUGGCAAGAUUGGAGACCUUGCCCUUCAUUACCUGAACAAAUAUGACAUCAUGGCCGUCCGUGUUACAAGCAAGUGGGAUCUUAGACGGUUGUGCAAGACUGUCGGUGCUGUUAUUCUGCCCAAGAUGAUCUGCCCCACGAAGGAAGAGAUUGGCUUUUGUGAUAAGGUCUUCAUGGAUGAAGUAGGAGAUACCCCUGUCACAAUCUUCAGGCAAGAGAGUGCAGAAUCCAGAAUUGCCACAAUUGUUAUUCGAGGCUCCACUGACAACUACAUGGAUGACAUUGAGAGAGCUGUGGAUGAUGCUGUCAACACUUUCAAAGGACUUUGCAGGGAUGGAAGCUGUGUUGCAGGUGCUGGAAGCACAGAAGUAGAGCUUAGCCGGCUCAUUGAACAAUAUGGAUCUCAGUGUCCUGGUCUUGAACAGUAUGCCAUCAAGAAAUUUGCUGAUGCUCUUAAAGUGUUUCCCAAGGUCCUUGCAGACAACUGUGGUGCAAAUGACCAAGAGACUUUGUCCAAUUUAUUAUCAGCACACUCUGAAGGCAAAACCAAUGCAGGUUUCGACUGUGAAGGAGAAGGCACGUUAGUAACUGAUGCUAAGGAAAAGGAAAUCUUUGAUCUCUACCUCACCAAGUACUGGGCACUGAAGUAUGCGACCUCUGCUGCCAACCAGAUUCUCCGUGUCGAUCAGAUCAUUAUGGCGAAAAGGGCGGGUGGUCCCAAGGCCAGAGGAAUGGGCCCCCAGGAUCCUGAUGAUGAUUAAAUCAAGUGCUGGCCAAUGGAAAUGCUUUCCUUUUUUACUUAAUAUUUCUGCUUGUCCUUUCUGUUCUGUUCUCUUCAUUUUUCACAUGUAAUAUUGCUUUACUGACUAUCAGGGAAUAACAAAAUAAUUUUGAGGAGAAGGUGAUACCCCUGGUCAUCUGUAGCUCGUGCAGCACCCAGUGUUCAAGAACCUUUUAUGAACUGAAGGACCGAGUAACAAAGCUUGUUCAUUGCCAGUGCUCAAAAGGAACACAAUUAUCGUCAUUCACACAAGCCUUUCUAUGAUUAAUAAAUCAUCCAAAUAGAAAA